AGAAACUCAAUUUUUUCCGUGUUGCUCAAGAACAUUUAUCUUUCAAUAAACGAACAAUAAUCAUCUAAACACUUUCUCAAUCCAAAUCCAACCUCAACAAAAUUUUUUGGCGUCUCUUGCAACGAGAUAUCUAUCCAUCGUUGAGCUGAAUCAAAAAAAGUCCGGGCGGUGCCCAACGAAAAGCGGAUUGGUCUGGAAAUGUGAUCAAGAGGCGAAUAUGCGGCAGAGUCUACUGUCAUUUGUAGGCAGGCUGCUACCCAUGUCGAGUGACACGUCCGUUCAAUUAGUACCAAAUUGUUCUAUUCAAUGCUCGGUUUGCUGUCAACUAGCGUUCGGACUGAAUUAUGGUGUACCAUCCUGCAAUGCUUGCAAAAUGUUUUUUCGCAGAAUGAACAUCAUUAAGCCAUCGUAUACUUGCCUUGCAGACGGUUCAUGUUACACAAAUUUUGGUUUUACUCACGGUCGCCCGAAAUGCCGAUCAUGCAGAUUCCGAAAAUGCUUAGAUGUUGGCAUGAAGUAUCGGAGCACGGAAGAAGAAGAUGAGAUGAUGUUAAUAAUGUUAAAAUCAAGCACAGCUCAGCUGCAACCAGAUAUUUUUGUGACAGUUGCCGAUGAACUUUACGGUUCGAUAAACUCUCUGCGACAACUUGAUGCACGGAGAGCUAUGAACCUGGAGACGAUGAGAAGUGAUGAGGAUCCGACAAUUGAAGAUUUGAUUAAGAAAAGUAUUCGAGGAUUCACUACAAUUCAGAAUCCCGGAUCAUCUCAACUUGUCCAUCAAGCCGAUCAAGUUCUAUCACAAUGGACAUUUUUCGGAAUCUGGACAUCUGUAGAGUUUCUGAAUAGUCUUGAUUUCAUGUCACUUCUAGGCAUCGAAGACAAACUAAUUGUGCUCAAAAGUUUUGCUCUGAGCUCUUACCUCCUUUCUUCAGCUUUUCAUUCUUGCUCUAGAUGCUGUGAUCGACUGGUAAACCCCGACGGAACAGAGCUGUAUUCUUCUAGAAUAAGAGAAAUGUCGGAAUUUUCCAAAGACUACGCGGACCGGAUACAAGAAAUGCUCGUCACCAAAAUAUGUGGAUUAUGCUUAACUCCAGAGGAGUACAUCCUAACUCAGAUCAUACUUUUUUGCACACCAAGACUAACCGGAUUAUCACAGUUUGCGCAAGAGAUCAUAGGCGAGCAACAGAAAAAGUACUGUAAUUCCCUAUUGGAGUACUGUAAGCUGACAAGAAAUACUCGGGGACCUGCGAGGUUUCAAGAAAUUAUAUCGAUUGGGAGUGUGCUUGCACAAUGUUUUGAGGAUGUGCAACACCUGUCAACCGUGCUGAAACUGUUUUAUCCAGAUUCUUAUAAUAAUAAGAAAUUAUUCGCGGAUAUUUUGCAUAAAUAAAAAUUGUGCCGCGCCUUCUGUAUAGUACGGCUCGGAACCCGAAAAGUGUCGGCUGUGGCGAAAGAAGGUGGCGUUCGCUCUAUGUGCUGUAAACACCAAUCUUUUGAUUUUUCAUCAUAGUGAAGACAUAAGGCGAAAUUAAAUUCGAAUUUCUCGAAAAAAUGUUUUAAAAUUUGAAAUAUGAAUUUCCUGCCAGAAUGAAUGUCUAGUUUCUAA
This is a messenger RNA of Caenorhabditis elegans, 1606 nucleotides long. It is a transcript of the gene nhr-185, whose product is annotated as Nuclear Hormone Receptor family. The transcript has 6 exons. Gene Ontology annotation, molecular function: zinc ion binding; DNA-binding transcription factor activity; sequence-specific DNA binding. Gene Ontology annotation, biological process: DNA-templated transcription; regulation of DNA-templated transcription. The coding region runs from base 218 to 1390 and encodes 390 amino acids. The record is from RefSeq and is marked reviewed. NCBI's taxonomy places the organism in Eukaryota, Metazoa, Nematoda, Chromadorea, Rhabditida, Rhabditidae. Gene Ontology annotation, cellular component: nucleus.